GGGGGCUAUUCUCUCUCCCAGGAACAUGGCGGCGAGUCAGGGAGGUGGUGGUAACAGUGGGGGUGGCGGUGGUGGUGGAGGUGGAAGCAGCAGUGGCAGUAGCGCGGCCGGAGGAGGAGGUGGUGGGGCCGGAGGGGGAGGUGGAGGCGGCAGUGGCGGGAUCCUGGUGGUGCCCAUCCCGGUGCCGACUCUUUUCGGCCAGCCGUUUCCCAAUGGGCCGCAGUGGAACCCGGGGAGCCUGCAGCCUCAACACACCGUGAGGAGCCUGGACCGGGCCCUGGAGGAGGCGGGCAACUCCGGCAUCCUGAGCCUCAGUGGCAGGAAACUCCGGGACUUCCCGGGCAGCGGCUACGACCUGACAGACACCACCCAAGCAGAUCUUUCUAGAAACCGCUUUACAGAAAUUCCUUCUGAUGUGUGGUUAUUUGCACCUCUUGAAACAUUAAACUUAUAUCAUAAUUGCAUCAAAACCAUUCCUGAAGCCAUUAAAAACCUGCAGAUGUUAACAUACCUUAACAUUAGCCGAAAUCUUUUAUCAACAUUGCCAAAGUACCUGUUUGAUCUUCCUCUUAAAGUUUUGGUCAUCAGUAAUAAUAAACUGGUAUCCAUUCCAGAAGAAAUUGGGAAGUUAAAAGAUUUAAUGGAACUGGAUAUUAGCUGCAAUGAAAUACAGGUCCUUCCCCAACAAAUGGGAAAAUUACAGUCACUUCGAGAGUUGAAUAUAAGAAGAAAUAAUCUUCAUUCUUUGCCGGAUGAACUAGGUGAUCUUCCCUUAGUCAAGCUGGAUUUUUCUUGUAAUAAAGUGACUGAAAUCCCAGUUUGUUACAGGAAGCUGCAUCAUUUGCAAGUAAUAAUUUUGGAUAACAAUCCACUACAAGUACCACCAGCACAGAUAUGUUUAAAGGGUAAAGUGCACAUAUUUAAGUACCUAAAUAUUCAAGCAUGUUGUAGAAUGGAUAAGAAACCAGAUUCUCUUGAUCUUCCAUCUCUGAAUAAAAGAGUGCCAUCUCAGCCUCUCACAGACAGUAUGGAAGAUUUUUAUCCGAAUAAAAAUCACGGUCCUGACUCUGGAAUUGGGAGUGAUAAUGGAGAGAAACGAUUAUCUACAACAGAACCUUCAGAUGAUGAUACAAUCAGUCUUCAUUCUCAAGUGUCAGAAUCAAAUAGAGAACAAACAUUGAGAAAUGAUAAUCAUACACUAGGAAGCAAGAUUGAUUCCCAGAAAGACCAGGAGGUGUAUGAUUUUAUUGAUCCCAAUACGGAAGAUGUAGCUGUUACCGAACAAGGAGAUAUACAUAUUGGAUCAUUUGUCUCUUUCCUUAAGGGAAAAGAAAAAUGCUCUGAAAAAUCACAGAAAAAUGAAGAUUUGGGAAAUGAGAAAAGACUUGAAAAAGAACGGUUGCUUGCAGAAGAUGAUGAUGAAUUGAAGGAAGUAACUGAUUUGAGGAAAAUAGCUGCUCAGUUAUUGAAACAAGAACAGAAGAACAGGAUUCUUAAUCAUUCAACUUCUGUCAUUAGAAACAAGCUGAAACAAACUGUGGAAUGUGAAAAGAGUGUCUCGGCAGAUGAAGUUAAUUCACCAUUAUCUCCCCUUACAUGGCAGCCCUUAGAGAAUCAGAAGGAUCAAAUAGUUGAACAACAUUGGCCAGAAUCUCAACCUAUAAUCUGGCAAAGUGAAGAAAGGAGGCGGAGUAAACAGAUUAGAAAGGAAUAUUUCAAGUAUAAAUCCACAAGGAAGAGUUCAAGUGUCAAUGAAAAUGAUGAGCAAGACAGUGAUAAUGCUAAUAUGUCACCACAAUCUCCAGUAUCAUCUGAGGAGUAUGACAGAACAGAUGGUUUUUCACAUGGUCCCUUUGGCUUAAAGCCUCGAUCAGCUUUUAGCCGCUCAUCUCGCCAAGAAUAUGGAGUAGCAGAUCCAGGGUUUACAAUGAGAAGAAAGAUGGAACAUUUACGGGAAGAGCGAGAACAAAUAAGACAGCUUCGCAAUAAUCUUGAAUCCAGGUUAAAAGUAAUUUUGCCUGAUGACAUUGGAGCUGCAUUGAUGGAUGGGGUUGUUCUUUGCCAUUUAGCCAAUCACAUAAGGCCACGCUCUGUAGCUAGUAUUCAUGUACCUUCACCAGCAGUGCCCAAGCUGAGCAUGGCAAAAUGUCGAAGAAAUGUAGAAAAUUUUCUUGAUGCUUGCAAAAAAUUGGGUGUUUCACAGGAAAGACUCUGUUUGCCUCACCAUAUUUUGGAAGAACGAGGUCUUGUGAAAGUUGGUGUCACAGUUCAGGCACUCCUUGAGUUACCUACAACCAAGACAUCUCAACUUUCUAUGGCCUGAUACAACCUUUUUAAAAUCGGAAGUGUAUACUUUCAUUUCUUUGAAGUGAUUUCAGAUAUCUUUAAUUCAUGAAGAGA
Molecule: messenger RNA, 2400 nt
Organism: Dipodomys ordii (Ord's kangaroo rat)
Lineage: Eukaryota; Metazoa; Chordata; Mammalia; Rodentia; Heteromyidae
Gene: Lrch2
Product: leucine-rich repeats and calponin homology (CH) domain containing 2
Exons: 21
Coding region: 26-2323 (765 amino acids)
Molecular function (GO): protein binding
Source: RefSeq, a predicted model, not a curated record